Acaromyces ingoldii is the source of this 1392-nucleotide messenger RNA. RefSeq lists its product as hypothetical. Lineage: Eukaryota; Fungi; Basidiomycota; Exobasidiomycetes; Exobasidiales; Cryptobasidiaceae. The coding region runs from base 1 to 1392 and encodes 463 amino acids. The record is from RefSeq and is a predicted model, not a curated record. The transcript has a single exon.
AUGCGAGGUUCUUCAACCGUUCCCCUUGUGCUCCCUGCUCUGGUUCUUGCGCUGGUCGCAAGGUGGGUCAUCGCUCUCUGCUAUUGCGGGAGCCUGCUGAAUCUGAUGCGAGCAUUCCCCAGCACCGGAGCCCUUCCCGUCAUACUCCCCAGCCACGGCCCCACGGUGACCGUCGUACAUGCCUUGGAAGGAGCCUCUUAUGUACCUACUGAUCCCGCCCGCGUGUUCAUCGUCACGGACGAACGAAGCAAGUCUCAAGAUGGUGGCACAGUCCCCAAUCUCGAAGAGCAUGCCAGUAAAUAUGAUCAGCUCUUCACGGACGCCCAUCUGCACGCAGAGAGCGACAAGCCUGUCGAGAUUGACUCGGGCGCCAGCGGAGAGGUCGUCGUUUUCAGCAAGCUCAUGAAUGCGGCAGAUUUGUCCUCUAGGUCUGCACGCAAAGCUCGCGGCGCUGCAGGAGACCGCGUGGUCAACGAAGAGCUGCUGGCCGGCGACUAUAGCAGUCCGCGCAGUGCAAGCAUUGAUGGCCACACCGGUGUCACCGUAUACGAGGGAGGCUCCGUUACGCAGAGCAUGCUUGGUGAGCAGAAGGUGGGAUCCAAAUCGGCCGGAGCCGGUUUUGUCGAGCUUGGAAAGCCCGACAGUAUCAUCAAAGAAGGUCGUUUGUUUCGAGGUGCAGACGAUGAAGUCGAUUCGCUAGGAGACAAAGUCAAAAAUCUCCUGAAUGCAAAGGUCGUGAAUGCCUGGAAAAGCUUGGCCCAAGCUGGAGAGCUAGACUCUUCCUCCUCAGCACAGCAACGUGUGGUAACGGGCAGCACUCAGUCAAAGAAUCGUCCUUUCCAAAAGAGGAUGAACAAUAAGGUGACAGAACCUCUUCUUCACAAUCUCAGACUAUGGUCCAAGUCCGAAAAGAAAAAGAGGAUCAAAAUCGCCAAUGAAGUUGUUAACGACAUGAGAAAGACUAUAGCAAACCUGCCUUUCACUGAAGAGCAGCUCGUCCUCAUGAACGCUCUUUUGGAAUUUGCUAAGCAGACAAGAUCCAUUCAGAAGAAAUUUCCUGCCUACAUCUGGCACUUGAAAGAGGAGCAGAAAGCAGAAUUGAAGAAUCGCUUAGAAGGACUCCGCGACAAUGUGCAUGGCUACCUGCGAGACAAUGCCGAGGGCUUCGCUACGAUGGGCAUCGACGUACAAGAUGUUUUUGCAAAUGUUGAAGAGAAGAUCAAACAGAUCAAGGAGGACAUAAUGAAAAAGAUGGCCGAGGAAAUGGCGGAGGCGAUGCGCUCUAAUGCAAGCAGCAGCAGUUCCACUACUGCGACGGGGAACGAGGAUUUAUCGGCCCAAGAAAUAGUGCUUGCUCUUAUCGAAAUAUUCUCAAAACUCAAAGCAAAGUAA